GCUUGUUUUGAAACUGGCGCUUACGAUUGGUUUGGUGGCUUAACGAACUCCCCGUUUAUUGUAGCCCCAAAACAAGUGUAGGGUUUUAUGGGAAGAAGAUGAUUCUCACUCCAACAAUCUCUAGGCUCACUGAUUCAACUCACCAUCGACUACUCCAACUCGUUAAGACUGCUCUUAUCAAGAUUUUCGUCUCUCCUUACGCCACUGUGUGUGAUUUGUAUUGCGGAGGAGUACCGGAUGAAGACAAGUGGGACGAAGCUCAAAUCGGCCACUUCAUUGGAAUUGAUGAAGCGUCAUCUGGAGUUAGAGAAGUUCGAGAAGCAUGGGAGAGUCGGCGCAAGACUUACACUUCAGAGUUUUACGAGCUUGAUCCCUGCAUUGAAAACUUGGAAGCAAAUUUGGGGGACAAGGGAAAUACAGCUGAUAUUGUUUGUUGCAUGCAACAUUUGCAGUUCUGUUUUGAAACUGAGGAGAAAGUAAGAAGACUUCUGCAGAAUGUAUCAUCUUUGUUGAAACCAGGGGGUUAUCUUAUGGGUAUUACUCUGGACUCAUCUACUAUAUGGGCUAAGUAUCAGAAAAAUGUAGAGGCGUACCACAACAGGAGUGGUGGCAUGAAGCCCAACCUUGUUCCAAAUUGCAUUCGAUCAGACAACUAUAUGAUCACUUUUGAAGUUGAAGAAGAGAAGUUUCCUUUUUUUGGGAAAAAGUACCAGCUGAAGUUUGCAAAUGAUGCUUCUGCUGAAACACAUUGCUUGGUACAUUUUCCAAGCUUGAUCAGGUUGGCCAGAGAAGCUGGUCUUGAGUAUGUGGAGAUACAAAACUUGCUGGAAUUUUACGACGAUAAUAGAGCACAAUUUUCCGGGAUGCUGCUAGAAGCAGGUCAUGGUCUUGUGGACCCCAGAGGGAGGCUCUUACCAAAGUUCUAUGAUGUACUAGGUUUGUAUACUACAUUCAUAUUUCAAAAGCCCGACCCUGAUGUCGCCCCUCCGCUUAUGACCCCAAUAUUGCAUGAUGCAACCGAAAUCCUUGAUGAGAGGGACUGGCAAGGUAGCGUGUGGAGGGACGAAGAGAAAGUUGGACCGUCUCAUACUGAAUCAACUUUCAGCUUGGGCAAGAUAACGGAACAGAAAGGGAUAUUAGGUCCUGGACCUGAAGGCUUACGUUUCUCGGAAGCUCUCUAACCUUCUUCAUGGUGCUCAACUAAUAUAACCACUUCAUGUAUGCAUUUGUGAUUAACAACUAAACGACAUAAUCUUAGAGGAUUGCAUUUUAUGUUGUUCACUAGGCCUCUCUUCUUGAGCUUAAAAGGUACUGUUUUUUCUGGAAAAAAUGACUUCCCUGAUUAUUUUGUACAUAAAUAAACACUUCAUUUUUUU
Messenger RNA from Cynara cardunculus var. scolymus (artichoke), 1376 nucleotides. RefSeq names its product mRNA cap guanine-N7 methyltransferase 2. Gene Ontology annotation, molecular function: mRNA 5'-cap (guanine-N7-)-methyltransferase activity. The transcript has 11 exons. NCBI's taxonomy places the organism in Eukaryota, Viridiplantae, Streptophyta, Magnoliopsida, Asterales, Asteraceae. The record is from RefSeq and is a predicted model, not a curated record. Gene Ontology annotation, biological process: 7-methylguanosine mRNA capping. Gene Ontology annotation, cellular component: nucleus. Bases 99 to 1181 code for a protein of 360 amino acids.